Clonostachys rhizophaga is the source of this 624-nucleotide messenger RNA. Lineage: Eukaryota; Fungi; Ascomycota; Sordariomycetes; Hypocreales; Bionectriaceae. The record is from the annotation of a GenBank genome assembly.
AUGGAGGAUCAGAGCAUGACUACAAACAUCAAAUCACAUACCAAGAAAGGAGUUUCUGUUACCAGCACAGAACCACAGGCUAGUGACAUUCUCCCUCCAUCCACAGAGAUCAAAGACAGCUCUUUUGUUUUGGUAGAUCGUACCAAAUCCUCUGAGAACCACUUGGUUGAUACUGGGAAUGAUUUUCGAUGUACAAAGUUCAAACUUGCUCUCUCAAAGCGAAUCACCCAAUGCACCGAGGAGCCAACUUCAAGAACAGAUUCGAGUAUUAAUCAAGCGCGCGUGAAUGGGUCCUCUGCAGAAGGAGCUCCACAACGAACUCGGAAAUCAAACGAAGAAAAUCAAGAGGAUUCGGAAAGUGAGGACCGCGACAAGAAGGAUCACGAAAGAGGACCUCCGGGCAAAGGUAAGGAUCCGGCUAAACCCGAGAUCUUGAAGCUAGCAUGUCCAUUCUUCAAGUACAACCCAGAAAGAUACAACCACAACAACGCGUGCUCGGAACACAGCUGGCCAACUAUAGAGAACAUCUCUACCGGUGCCAUAGGCAACCUAAAUACCGCUGCCGACGAUGCCAGCAUAUCUAUACAAAUGAUGAGGACCUCCUUCUUCAUCAGCAAAGCAUGA